Messenger RNA from Pseudocercospora fijiensis CIRAD86, 1045 nucleotides. RefSeq lists its product as uncharacterized. Gene Ontology annotation, molecular function: oxidoreductase activity. Lineage: Eukaryota; Fungi; Ascomycota; Dothideomycetes; Mycosphaerellales; Mycosphaerellaceae. The transcript is spliced from 3 exons. The record is from RefSeq and is a predicted model, not a curated record. Bases 15 to 929 code for a protein of 304 amino acids.
UGAAAAUAGACACAAUGCCAGCUAACAAGAUCGAAGAGAUCUUCAACGUCAAUGGUCUCGUAGCCGUCAUCACCGGCGGUGGAAGUGGCCUGGGUCUGUAUGCAGCAAGGGCUCUCGACGCCAACGGAGCAAAAGCAGUCUACAUUAUCGGCCGGCGAGAACAAAACCUCAAAGACGCAGCCAAGACGGGCGUAAACGGAACAAUCAAACCCAUAGUCGGAGACGUCACAGACAAGAACUCUCUCCUCAAAGUCGUCGAACAAGUCCGAAAAGAACAAGGCUUUAUAAACCUCCUCUUCGCAAACGCCGGCAUCAUGGGUCCAUUGCAUAAACACGUAAUCGCAAACGGCAACAAGCCUUCAAUCAAAGAAUUCCAAGAAGCGAUGCUGGCGCCAGAUAUCAACGAAUACACUCAAGCCCAACACGUCAACAACUCCGGAGUCUUCUACACAUCCAUGGCCUUCCUCGACCUCCUGGACGCAGGCAACAAGCAGAAAAACGUGCCACAAGAUUCGCAAAUCUUGGUGACUUCGUCCAUCGCGGGGUUUAGCAGAUUUCUGGCUUCGUCGUUUGCAUACAGUACUUCGAAAGCGGCCGUGACACAUCUUGUCAAGAUGCUGAGUACGACUUUUGCGCGGCUGGGGUUUCGGAUUCGUGUUAAUCUUAUCGCGCCGGGGCUUUAUCCUAGUGAAAUGACGGAGGGCAUGACUUCGAAGUUGGCUCGUCAUGCUGGUGUUGAGGGACACGAGGGCGCGCACGAGGGUGCUCAUGUUUUGGAUCUGGAUAGAUCUCCUGCUGGGAGGACGGGGAGUGAAGAGGAUUUUGCUGGGACUGUGCUGUAUAUGGUAUCAAGAGCGGGUGCGUAUUUGAAUGGCGAGACUCUGGUCACUGAUGGUGGUCGGCUUGCACAACUACCAGGAGUUUACUAGUGCUUCUGUCGUCUCCUUCUAUUGCCAUGCAGACAUAGAACCGCAUCACAUAUAUUCGCAUCCACAUUUAGCUCGAGCCGUGCGAAAUGGAGUGACAUCAAUCAGUAGUAUUACAC